Messenger RNA from Sabethes cyaneus, 1955 nucleotides. RefSeq names its product partner of Y14 and mago-like. Gene Ontology annotation, molecular function: RNA binding. NCBI's taxonomy places the organism in Eukaryota, Metazoa, Arthropoda, Insecta, Diptera, Culicidae. Gene Ontology annotation, biological process: exon-exon junction complex disassembly. The coding region runs from base 285 to 1013 and encodes 242 amino acids. The record is from RefSeq and is a predicted model, not a curated record. The transcript is spliced from 3 exons. Gene Ontology annotation, cellular component: exon-exon junction complex; cytoplasm.
GGACCAGCAAAAAGAAGAGAUUGCCAGUAGGAAAAGUUGCAUUUUCUUUGGAAAAUCACUUUCCUCAGGGCACUAGUAAUCAUUUUACGGACAGAGUUUCUAUUAAUUAUCGAUUCGUGCUGUUAUUAUUCGAGAUUAAAGUAAAUCGAAGACAAUUUCGAAGAGGUUGGCGCUUUGAAUUUAUGAAGUAAAAGACAUCUCUGUGUGUGGUGUUUUCACCGAUAUCUGGUUGCUGUCAUUUGUGUGUGCUAAAAUAUCCGGAUAAGGUUUCUUUAAAAAAUAAAAUGACCACCUACGCAACCGACAGCCAAGGGAAGUUUAUUCCGGCUUCACAGCGCCCUGAUGGUACCUGGCGCAAGCCAAGACGCAUACGUGAUGGAUAUGUUCCACAGGAAGAAGUACCUUUGUACGAAAGCAAAGGUAAACUCUUUGCUCAGAAACCGGUUCUACCCCCCGGAUUACCACCGGAGAUGGCUCACAAGGCGAAGGAGAAACGUGAGAAAGCAGAACGUGUCAAGCAACAGCGAGAAGCUGAAUUUUCUCGUCGGAACACUCAAAAUUCCAUCCCUGGCUUGUUGAUAUUGGCACAGGAUGAUAAAACGUAUCAACAGCAGCAGCAACAUCAAAGAUCGCGACCAGCGAAUUCUAAACCGAAGAAGAAAACGGUCGAAUUACCUGAUGUCCUUCUGGAGCAGAAGCAGAAGGAGGAUCAAAACCGUGCACGUCCUCAAACUCUACAGAAUCAAAAACAAGGAAGAUCUAAACAACAGCACCUGACUGACGUAACAAAAGCUAUGGGUGACUUACAGCUAACGGGACUUAGCGAUGGCCAUCCUGAUCUCAGCAAGAAAUUGCGCAAAUUACGGAAGAAAAUUCGCGAAAUCGAAGUAAUUGAAGAGCGGUUACGAUCGAACGAUUGUCCGCGUCCAGACAAAGAUCAGAUUGAAAAGGCUAAGCGGAAACCGGAAAUCUUAAAGGAGAUUGAAGAGUUGGAACGAAGUAUGCCUAAAUGAUGACAAGCCGCAGCAACUGCUGCGACAGUCUACGCUGCCACCGCCGCUGCUCUUAACUCCAGCACCACAUUUACCACUCAAGUUUCCGUCGCUUUCAAUGCGAAGAGGAAAGAGUGACAUUCGCCUUGUACAAAGAGAUACGCUGCAUACAAAAAGAAACCCAGCUAGAGAAACUAUUAGGGGCGCGUAAUUUUACUCUAAUGUGGAAUAAUUUUACAAUUUGUUUCUUUUUCUUCAAGUAUAACUAAUCUUUCAAUUAGAUUAGUGUUUCGACAGUUUAGUUUCCUGAUUAUAUAGUUCAAAAGUUUUCCUCUGAUUAAGGAAUAACCUGUAGCCUUUCUGGAAAUGGUCUUAUCUUUGCCGCAUUAAAAAAACUAUCAAUGUUUUAAUCAAUUGUAAAUGUAAUUUUAUUGAUAAAUUUAUGUAAGAAACAAUUUAUCUAGGCAGCAAAGUUUAGCCAGCAUAUACAAGUACAGAAUAUAGUUCGGAACACUAUUUAGCGCAGCGUCGUAUUUUAAACAGGGUGUUCUUGCAACACCACAGAUAAACUCUAGCACAGUAGUCCCGCCAUAAAACAGCUAAUCAUCAAGCUCGAAACUCAUUUUGUUAACCAUUCAAUUUUUUAUUUUGUUCAUUAUAGAACAGAUUCAGCCAACCAUUUGCCAGUCACUGUAGUUUCCAGAAAAAAACUUCCAUCUUUCUCAUUAAGUAAACCUGUUGGCUAAUUGUGUACCAACAAACUCAAUUUAUAAACUCUAUACAAGCGAAAAGCACGUUGACCUACAAUGACCGUGUGUUGAGUAAAUGAAUGAGUAGUAAAUAAAUUGAAAACAAAAAUCUACACCACUAGAAUAAACGGCUACAAACCGAUUAAUGUUUAAAAUGAUUGUUGACAGCAAACAAACAAAAAAGCAUACCUAAUUGUGAACGUAAGUGAAUGAU